Caenorhabditis remanei is the source of this 630-nucleotide messenger RNA. RefSeq lists its product as uncharacterized. The record is from RefSeq and is a predicted model, not a curated record. Gene Ontology annotation, molecular function: glutathione transferase activity. The transcript is spliced from 2 exons. Gene Ontology annotation, biological process: glutathione metabolic process. Lineage: Eukaryota; Metazoa; Nematoda; Chromadorea; Rhabditida; Rhabditidae. Bases 1 to 630 code for a protein of 209 amino acids.
AUGCCUUCCUACAAGUUGACAUACUUCGACGUUCGUGGACUUGCUGAAGCAUCUCGUCUUCUUUUCCACCUUGCUGGAGUUCCAUUUGAAGAUAAACGUAUCACAUUUGGAGAUGGAUCAUGGGAGAAAUUGAAAGAUUCUACUCCAUUCGGUCAAAUUCCAGUUUUGAGUGUCGAUGGAUUUGAGAUUCCUCAAUCUGCUGCAAUCCUUCGUUAUCUCGCCAAAAAGUUCGGAUUCGCUGGAAAGACUCCAGAAGAGCAAGCAUGGGCUGAUGCUAUCGUAGAUCAAUUCAAGGACUUCUUCGGGGCUUUCAGGCAAUUGAUCGUUGCUCAACGUGGAGGAAAGUCAGCUGAAGAGAUUGAGAAAAUCACUUCAGAAGUUGUGAAACCUGCUCAGGAAUCAUAUUUCAAGAUUCUGAAUGGAAUUUUAGAGAAGAACAAAUCAGGUUUCCUUGUUGGUAAUGGAAUCACUUUUGCUGAUCUCGUGAUUGCUGAAAACAUCGAAUCACUCGAAAAGUUUGGGUUCUUCAAUGCAUCCGAGCAACCAAAGUUAGCUGCUCUUAGAGAGAAAGUGUAUACUCAACCAUCUCUCAAGAGCUAUCUCGCCUCUCGUCCAGAUUCUCAAAUUUAA